AGUCAUCAUUACAAGUUGCUGGAGUAAACUUGUCCAACCAAAUUGUCUAUUUGUAUUAUUAUACGCUUGUAUAGUCUGUGGCGUUAUGUGAUGCGCACGUCUGUUAUGUACUUGUGAUUACAAUAAAUACGUACAUACGUAAUAUAUCAAGGUUACGAUAAUUUUAUUAGUUGAUAAACUUAUGUAAAGUUAAUUCACAAUCUAACUAGUUUUCAAUGAGGUGUCUAAUAAGGUGAAUUUUAUGUAUAAAAUAAAUAGAGAAACAAUAGUCAACUACCUGCGACCGGAACUUUUAAAUUGUUAGUGUCUAUUGCGGAAGUGGUAAAAAAAUUUAAAAAAAAUGGAGAUACGUCAAAGAAAGUUAAAAGAUGAUACUGCAGCCCCACAUAUCAACAUUAGAAGUAGGAAUAUAAAGCACCCAAGAAAAUUGAAGAAGAUUUUUAUUUUCCUCAUAGUAUUGGCAUUAUGCAUCACAUACUUUUUAGAUAGCUACAUAUGUAUGAAAACGGAGGUGUUACGACGCAUCAGAAAUGAACCUUCGGAUUGCAGAUUUUGGCUGUUGGCGGGCCAGUCACAAUGGCUGGAUGGCAUCGCGAAGAGUUUGGGCUACGAGAGUGUCUAUCACCACGCGGUCAUCAUCGAUGCUGGCUCUUCGGGAUCCAGGGUGAUUGCUUAUAAGUUUAGAGUACCUUUGACACUGUAUAACUUUGUUUCAGUAUACGGCCCGAGUAACCUGGACUUAGUUGAAGAGUUCUUUGAGCAGUCCAAACCCGGACUCUCGUCUUACGCCGACGACCCUGCAAAGGGUGCAGAUACAAUAGUGCAAUUAAUAAAGAAAGCGGAGUUCCUCACUCCUCCCGAGAAGAGGAAGUCCACUCCUCUCAUAGUGCGGGCCACGGCUGGGCUGCGGCUGUUGCCAGCUGAUAAGGCGCAGCAAUUAAUUGACCAUGUCGCUAGAGCUAUAAUGCAGCUGGGUUACGACGUGGCUCCCGAUGGUGUCAAGAUCAUGGACGGCUCUGAUGAAGGAAUCUUCAUCUGGUACACCAUCAACCUCUUGCAUAACCUAAUAGGAGGGACAACGAUGGCGGCCCUGGACCUCGGCGGCGGGUCCACACAGAUCACUUACCAGUUGAGCGACAAAGAGACUGCCAACUUCCCCAAAAAGGACCAAUACGUCGUGCCCGCUGGGGAGAACAUCACCCUGUAUACACAUAGCUACUUGAAGCUGGGUCUUUUAGCGGCUCGUUACGGCGUGUUCCAAACAGAGGCGUCGCAGGCAGACACGCAAGAGUUCCGCUCAGUGUGCGUGGACCCCAUCAUACAGCGGGAACCGUGGACCUAUGCCAACAAGAACUACUUCGUCAGCGGCGCAUUCCGCGUGCACGGGUCGAAGCGGGCGGCGAUAUACUCGGCGUGCCACGCAGUGGUGCGGCGCAGCGUGCUGCCCGCCGUGGACUGGGAGCCGCGCCGCGCGCCGCUCGGCAGCAUCGCCGCCAUGAGCUACUUCUACGACGUCGCCGCCGACGCCGGCAUUAUAGAUGUAAUGACAGGCGGGCAAGUGUCGGUGGCAGCUUACCGCAAGGCAGCUUUGGAAGCGUGUUCCACUCCCAACGUGGACCAGCCGUGGGCCUGCAUAGACUUGGUAUACAUCGUCACGCUACUGCAGGACGUGUACAAGAUCAGUGACGAGGAACCUGUUUAUUUGUUCAAGAAAGUGAACGGGCACGAAGUAUCGUGGGCGCUGGGACUCGCGUACACGACCAUCAUGAACCGCAUCGUGAUCACGCCUUAGUGUCGCAUCCAGUGAGGAUCACGAGCCAACCUGCAGACCAACGCUACUUCACGUGGUUACAUACACCAACAUAUACAGCUGAUUAUAAUAAUAAAGCUAGGAAAAUAUGCACAAGUUUACUCAAGUUUUUGAGUAAAUCAACGUCUCCUAAUGUUAUAGUAAAACUUCAUUAAACUGUAAAAAUAAGUGUCUGUCACUGCAGUUGAAGCCUUAUUUGGAUAGUGUGAAGAUUGAUUUACGUAAUGUAACCACAUGAAAGUCUAAAAGAGUGGGUUCGCUACAGGUCUGAGUCGAAAGGAAUUGAAUAGUUUGAGUAUGUGUGAGAAUGAAUGAUUUUUCAUUUGCCAUAAAAAUCUCAGUGAUUUGUAAUUUUAAACCUUAAUAUUAUAUUUGGUUGUUAUAGGCAUUUUAGAAUUACUAUUUAAAUCCGUUUCGACUCCAGACUAUUAUAAUCUUAACAAAAUUAUGUGAUUUGACCUGAAACCAUUACCUCUUCGGUACUCUAUGUGAUAUAAAUAAUAUAUAUCUUAAGUACUUUAUAAUUUCUUGUCUAUUCCACUAUAUUUGUAAAUAAUAAUUCGCUGAAAGCUGUCUAUAAUAUAUUUUCAAUACCCAUAGUUCGACGCACAUAAAGUAAUAUAGGAUGUAUGUUGUAAUACUGUUGCCUAUGUGGAUAGGUAAAAAUAAAGAUGGCAGCACUAUAGGCGGCUCUGACUUGCCUUAGCCAAUUACAAACCGUUAUUUUGACAGUUUGAAUGUCAUCUGUCAAACUUUAGUAAAACCAAUUUAUUUUCCCGUUAGAAAAAUGUUCGAAUUGAAGCCUUAUGAAUGCGACGCAUUUUGCACUGAAACAAAGCUGUUGCAUUUUAAAUAUAAAAGAUAUAAAUAAAUAAACUUUGUGAGCGUAUUGAAGCUGGUCUUUAUCGCUUACUGAAGUUGUAUGUUCAAUUCCUGUCGUUUUAUUUAUUCAAUAGAAAUGAGAUAAAUUGUGAUUUUCUGUGUGUUAGCCAUUCAGAGUAUUAGAUCUGUUAUUGAUAUUGAAUAAAUUAUUUACGGAUCCUAUAACUAGAAAUGUUAAUAGCUAAAAUUAUACAAAGAAAGGUAGCAAUUUUAUUUCAUCAUAAUAUCUACAAAAUAUAUGCGAUUCUGUGAGUACUAAACUAAGUUAUGAGAAACUUUUCAGAAAUUAGAAAUGACUGCUAUGGAUGACUUGCUUCGUAAACGAAUAUAUGCAUACAUAACCUCAUGCCUGUCUCCCAUGGGGGUAGGCAGAGGUAAUCGUAAAGGAAUAUUUGCUAGAUAAAAAGUAGGUACUUAUAUACAUCUAAACGAUAGAGCAAACAACCGAAAUCAGUUAAAUAAAAACGUGUUUUAGAAAAGAAAUAUUUUUAUUUUUAUCUAAAGUUUAGCUGACCUAUGCGUGUCAUAAAGCUAUAAUAAUAUCCACGUAAUAGUUACUAGACCUUCGUGUAACUUUACAAAUAAACUGAUUAUUGAAUAAUCUGUGGAUUUCGCAAACUCACAUUGAAAAAUGCAACAAUAAUUAUGUAGAUGAACGAUACAAGAUUCUUAACUUUAUGUAUCUAUUAUGUGGCAUAGGCGUAGCCAGUUAGAUAAAAUUUAAGUUGCUAGUAACUGGUUAUAUAAACAUAUAUUCUCAUGAAUGAAGGAAGUUCAUGAAGGAAGUUUUCUUCGUUUUACUUUCUUGAACCCCUCCCGAUACUAAAACCUGGCUACGCCUAUGUUAUGUGGUAAUACAGUUUUAUUCGGAAAUACGGGUAUUUAAUUAUUUCCAUAACAAAGCAUUUGAAUGCUUCCUUUCUUUGUGUAAAUACAGAGAUCCGAUUUAUUUAUGUACUAGAUAAUGCUGUAUGCACAUAAAUAUAAUAAUAGACACAAUUAUUUCAAUGCACAAUUGAAUUAUUUACAUAAAGUUUAUUAUUGCUCAUUUGUAUUUUGUAUGUUGAUAUUUAUUAUUUAAGUAAUGUUUUUUCGCUGUUUUUAUAUGUAAUGUACUAAGGUAUCAUAAAGUUAUGGAGAUGGAAACUUUCUUUGGUUGUUGAUUCAUAAAAAGCACAAUGUUGCUUCGACAACUUAUUCCCGAAUAAUAAUAUCGAAAGGUUAGUAUGAGUAUAAUAUUUUGCUCUUAAUCACCAGAGUAAUUUAAUGGUUUCUUAACCCAGUCCUUAGUAAUUGUUUUCGGAACAAAAUCGUUGCUAGGGAAUAGUUUAAGUUGUCAUUAAAGGUCUCUGAGUGCGGCAGUAAGUCGUAUUUUUAUUUCAUCGUAUAUUCCUGGAUUAAUAAAGGUUUAAAUAAAUAAAUAAAUAAAAUAUUCCGAAUUGGCGUAUUGUAAAGGUUACAUAAAUAUAUGCACAAAAUAUUCUCAUAACUCGGGAUAUUAGUUUAUGUUUAUUCUUAUACUAAGGGCCUGUUUCACCGUUAGGUUGUAAUUAUUAGCCUAAAAUCCGUCAAAUAAGCUAAGACACACUUAGGGCUACAUUUCAUCUGGACGCCAUGUCGGCACAAUCAGCCGCGCCAUCGUGGUUUCUGUAAGCUAUCAAACUGGACACCAUACAGAUACCAGAGCCGCCAUACCACACUGCGACAGUAUUAAAAUGGACUUGGAAGAGAUAGCACUGGCGGCCGGACUGAGACUGAGUGUAUGACACACCAUACAGCGCUAUAGUAAUGAGUGGUGGCGUCACCAGUUGCGCAACUAAGCGGACACCAGAUGCGUAACUCUCUAUAGAGCGGUAUGCAUUUUGUUGGCAGCAGUGGCUGGUUGCGCUGCCAUGGUCUCCAAUAUAACCCUUAAAUAGAAAUGGUGAAAGAAGCCCUUAGAUUACAAAGUAACUGCGAUUUGACGUGAUUUCAGUAUGCCAUGCAUUAUUAGUUCAAGUAUGUGAGAACUUUGCAUCAAAGGGAUACAUAGUACUGUUGUGUUUAGUUUAUUCUUUAGCCUUCUAAGCUAAGCGAAUAUUCUAAUAAUAUUCUGUGAACGUGUCGUCUCUUUUGAGAUACAAUAUUGCAAUAGAGAAAGUAUAUGAUUAUAUUAUUAUGAGACUGUGAAGUCCAUAAAAUGGUUGAUAGGAAAUAACAGUAUACAUUUAAGUUCUUUAAUCGUGACUAUUUAGUUAAGGUAUGUUUUAGUUGUUUAUGUUCUCAGAAAUGCAUUAUUUUUUUAUUAAAUGGAGGUUGUAUGUGUGAUUUGAGUUAUAAAAUAACUUAUCGUGUAAGUUCUUAUGAUAAGCACUUUCAAAUUUAUAAAUAUUCAAAUGCUAUUUUUAUGAGGACGUUGUUUUCCAUUUUCUAUGCAAUAUAUGAAACGUUUUGUAGCUUCCUUGCACUAUUUAGGUAUUGAUACCUAGCCGACGUGGUCAUAUUGGUGUUAUGUGUAAAUUGUACAAAUUUAAUAAAUGUUGGAUCUUAA
Molecule: messenger RNA, 5222 nt
Organism: Spodoptera frugiperda (fall armyworm)
Lineage: Eukaryota; Metazoa; Arthropoda; Insecta; Lepidoptera; Noctuidae
Gene: NTPase
Product: nucleoside-diphosphatase uda-1
Exons: 12
Coding region: 341-1792 (483 amino acids)
Biological process (GO): nucleoside diphosphate catabolic process
Cellular component (GO): membrane
Molecular function (GO): GDP phosphatase activity; UDP phosphatase activity
Source: RefSeq, a predicted model, not a curated record